CACAAACAAGAAUGCGUCGUCUGCACGAAAUACUUUCAAUACUGUGUCUUCUCCUGGCCACUUACCAAGUUCUUGGAAAGAAUUGCCAUUACUCUCGAGCCCACAGCUGCGUACCGCGUCAUCAAUGCCAUUUUUAUACGGGUUUCACGACUCUACUAGAAGGCAACUAUGGAUGCCCAUCCACGAACAUCUGCUGUCGCAAUCAAGAUAUAAAUCCUUACAAUUCAGCCGUGGUCACCAAUGCAGCGGUGAGCCCCGACUGCGGAUGGACCAACAGCAGAGGCGUGACCUUCGCUAUGGAUGAUCUAGAAGGCCUGGCCCAGGAGGCCGAGUUCCCAUGGAUGGUGGCUUUGCUCGAAUUAAAUCGCAAAUAUGUGGCUGGCGGCGCCCUGAUCUCUUCCGAUGUGGUCAUAACAGCCAGUGACGUAAGCCAUAACUAUAACGCAAACCAGCUAAUUGUCCGGGCUGGCGAAUGGGAUUUUAGAACGAAAACCGAGCAACUGUCUCAUGUUGACGCUGGCAUCCGGUUGAUUGUUCGUCAUCCUGAGUAUAACAGACAAACCGGAGCCAAUAAUGUUGCUCUUCUGUUCCUUAAAACACCGCUACGAAUCACGAGGCACAUUAACCCAAUCUGCCUGCCAACGGAGGAUUGGCACUUUGAUAACUUUGAUAACUGCAUCUUCAGUGGCUGGGGCUACCAGUCUUUUAACGAAUACACCAACAUGAACAUUUUGAAGAAGUUGGAGUUCCAGGUGAUUCCCGGCGAUAUGUGCCAGGACCGAAUUUGGCAAGAUUACGCAAGCCGUUUCCAGCUCGACAACAGCCUGAUGUGCGCGGUUGGAAGACAUACAAUAGGUGAUGGCAUGGUUGGUUCUCCGCUAGCCUGUCGCCUGCGAAAUGAUCCCCAGCGGUACGAGCUGGCCGGCAUUUUCGACUUUUCCUUAAACAGCGGAACCCUAGGCGUUUAUACCAAUGUUGCCAAACUUCGAAGUUGGAUUCUCCUGGAGGCCCUACAAGCAACCCCAUAUUCAGAAUAGUUUUCUCAUUUAUUAAACUCAUUGAUAUAGACAAGUCAUGGGCACAACAACAAAGACCCUUUGCAAUUAAAUGUGAGCUUUACACCUUUUGUUCUUUUUCUAUUGAACUGACAACAUUUAAAACGCUAGUUUAUGCGAUUAUAUGAGCAUAACAACAGCAAUCGUGAGAAAUAAUGCUUAGGUCAGUCAAUCUAAAAUAAUUAAUUUCCGCUUGAGACCUCCAGAAAAUAGGUUUAUUUAAUUUAGCUGAAAAAUGCUUUUAUAAAAACAAAUAUGUAUAGACAGAUGAAAAUGGCUAGAUAUACUUGGAUGGUGAUGCUGAUUACUAAUUUAUAUACUUUAUAAAAUCGGAUAUGUCUCAAUCCAAACCAACUGUUCAGUUUGGAAAAAAAUACUUCAUAAACAUCAAAAAAUUUAA
Molecule: messenger RNA, 1455 nt
Organism: Drosophila elegans
Lineage: Eukaryota; Metazoa; Arthropoda; Insecta; Diptera; Drosophilidae
Product: phenoloxidase-activating factor 2-like
Exons: 2
Coding region: 12-1037 (341 amino acids)
Biological process (GO): proteolysis
Molecular function (GO): serine-type endopeptidase activity
Source: RefSeq, a predicted model, not a curated record